CCCUCUUCUGAUUAACGUUUGAAUAAACAAGAAUGACCAAUUUGUUUUAGGAAAAGAUUGCAAGCGACGUGUCAAAACAUAUUUAGUAUAUUUCAACUAAGUAAUAUCGAUGUCUUGUUUAGAGGGUUUAUGUGUGGAAAUUAUCGAAUGUGUGUAGCAACGCCCUAAUGUCAGCCACCUUGUUGGGGAAAAAGAGCCCCGUUGUGUUUACAAAUCGAUAAGCAUUAUUGUUACCCUGAAGUGUAAUAAUAGUGGAGGUUUUUGACGAAGAAAAUAUGGCCGAAUUGCAUGUUGUGGAGCAGAGUGUUACUGCCACAAUAGAACAAACCGAGCACCGUGAUGUCCGAGGCUCUGUUCGGCUGGCUGCUUCGCCCACUCUCAUGGUUUCACCGCGGAGUAGCUUGCCCACCAGUCCUGGGGUGUCGAGUACUAGUAGAGCGGUGUUUGGGUUCCCAAUGAAGAGCAACCUCAGUUCCCCAUCGGAGCCAGCCGAGAAGCCAGAAUCCCGCUGGGUUUGCCUAAAUGUCGGUGGAACCUAUUUUGUCACAACCAAACAGACAUUGUGCAGGGACCCCAAAUCGUUCCUGUACCGAUUGUGUCAAGAAGAUCCGGAUUUGGACUCUGAUAAGGAUGAGACGGGUGCUUACCUAAUCGACAGGGACCCCACAUACUUUGGCCCCAUUCUGAAUUACCUGCGGCAUGGGAAACUGAUCAUGGACAAGAAUCUGGCAGAGGAAGGUGUCCUUGAGGAGGCGGAGUUCUACAAUAUUGUAUCACUAGUAAGGCUGGUCAAGGAGAGGAUACGGGACAACGAGAACAGGACAUCUCAGGGCCCAGUGAAGCAUGUGUACCGGGUGCUGCAGUGCCAGGAGGAGGAGCUCACCCAAAUGGUGUCCACAAUGUCAGACGGCUGGAAGUUUGAGCAGCUCAUAAGCAUCGGCUCGUCCUAUAACUAUGGCAAUGAGGACCAGGCUGAAUUUCUGUGUGUGGUUUCCCGGGAGCUCAACAACUCCACUAACGGCAUUGUUAUCGAGCCCACUGAGAAGGCCAAGAUCCUCCAGGAGCGAGGUUCACGGAUGUAAAGAGACUCCCAGGCCUGAGCUUACCCUUCUCAGCUCAUGUGACAUUUCCUGACGUCUCCUGCACCACCUCAGCCAUGGUUCAUAUCUUCACCCCUUCCACCACCAACCCCACUCCCCCCUUCACCUCCCCCUCCUCUGGGUGUGCCUUUCCACAGUGGGGGGGGGGUUCCCAUCCUCCUCGCCUACAGUGCUACAACAUAACCCCAUUGCCAUUUCUUAUUCUCAGUUAUAUUCGUGAACAUUUGAGGGAUUCUGAAGAGAUGACAAUAGAGUAUUUAUUAUUAAAUGUAAUACCUUUUGUCAUAAGUUGGAUUUUGAAGAUUCCGGUUUUGCCCCUGAUCAUAGCCCCCCAUCUUGUCCAUAGUACAUCCACACAGAGCUAAAUCAUUGUCACUGUCCUCAUUCAGGUGAUCACACAGUUAAUGGGGAGCCGUUUCCUUUUCUGUCUGGCUUUGUCGACUCGGUGGAAAUCUGUGAUCAUCUCCUCAGGACUUUCAAAGGACAAAAAAAGAAAGCCGAAAAAUCUACUGACUGUGACCUGCCCCCUUCUACAACCCUGAAGAUUCACCUAUGGGGUGAGAGGAUGCUGUAAGCAACAUAGCCCACCCUCUGACCUCCACUCCUAGUCCUUACAUCUCCACAGCUGGAGCGCUAAGGCAGUUCAUAGUUGCUUGGGAAGCUGAAAGCCGAGAGGUGGGGCUAAGGACAGAGAAGUCACUGGAAUAUUCUACAGCCCUCAAAUUCAAAUCUGGACCUCAAAGCCAGUUCUACUGCUUUUUUUUGUUAUUCUUCCCCUCUAAUCGUGGACUGAUUUUUAACCUGGGACACCAGGUGGGUGCAAUUAAUAAUCAGGUAGAACAGAAAGCCAGCAGUAGUCCGGACCUCGUUGGGUAAAAUUUGAACACCCCUGUUCUACAGCAUCUCUCUUUUGGUCUUCUUGUGCAGUCAGUCCUGCUCUCACAGCAACUCUUGCCCAAUAAGACCAGACGAUAGUGGGGAGAUACAGACCCUUGUCUAACAGAGGCUCCACCCCACCAUAGUUCAUCAGUGACUUCUACUGCUGAGCAUCCAUCACACACAUUUUCUUUUUGGCUCGGGUCAAAGUUCUUUGUCACCAGGAGGGCACAUAUUUUCUUACAGCCGUACUAAGGAUGUUUCAGUACAAAAGAAAACACACAACUUAAAAGACUAAACCACACACACAUGUACACAAUUGUCAGGCAUGUGAGGAAUAUAAAUCUAUAUAUAAUGAAAUUAUAUGGAGAAAAAAAAUGAAUGCAAAUGGUGUAGUUAUUCAUUUCUGUUUCAUAGUUGUUAUAUUUGUGUAGUAUGGGGAGUUCUAUUCCAUUGAGCGAGGAAAUAUCACUCCUCUAAACCAAUUUUCCUGAGGUGUUUCCCCCAAUGACAAAGGUGUAUGUUUGUGUAUGUAGUGCCUCUGCUAUUCAUCAAUGAUUUAAAUUAUGAUCAGCGACCCAGUUUUUCAGCGACACAACUUCUAAGUAGAUUUUUUUGUUACUUUUAACCCUUUCAAAUGAUCCUUCUUGCAGAUAUACUAUUAUGUUCUCUUGCAUAUCUUAGAAUUGUAAUUGGAGAUUAAAGAGAUGGGUUAUUGAAUAAGCUUUUAUUUGACAUCGAAAGAUGGUAUGUGUCCUAUACAGUGGUCUUGUGACCCUGUUGGACUUGUAUUCAUCUGUAUGAUGCCUCAAAGCCUAGAGCCCCUUUUCCCUCUGGCGUUGUUUCCUUUUCAUGCCAAUUGUCACUCACUCUGCAUUUGCCUCUUACACACCUUGGUGUACAUUCAGUUGAACAGCUUUGCUUUACAUUUUGCAGUAUUUACUGUAUUAAUUCUGUAGUAUGCUGAAAUGAAUGUUUUAAAUACCUA
Molecule: messenger RNA, 2964 nt
Organism: Salvelinus namaycush (lake trout)
Lineage: Eukaryota; Metazoa; Chordata; Actinopteri; Salmoniformes; Salmonidae
Product: BTB/POZ domain-containing protein KCTD5-like
Exons: 6
Coding region: 276-1082 (268 amino acids)
Biological process (GO): protein homooligomerization; proteasome-mediated ubiquitin-dependent protein catabolic process
Cellular component (GO): cytoplasm; Cul3-RING ubiquitin ligase complex
Molecular function (GO): cullin family protein binding
Source: RefSeq, a predicted model, not a curated record